AUGGGUUCAUCGGGGGAAGCGUGUGGGCUGACGGCCGGCUGUGCCUCCCUCAUGGGGCUGGAUUCAGCUCCAGCCUCUGUGCCAGGUCUAAGGGAGAGGAUGGCAGGAGAUGUGACUGAAAAGACGGCAUCCCCAGGAAGCUUAGGAUACGCAAACAUCGUUUUAGGACUCAAUAUUCACUACACAGGAGAUAGUCUCUCCAACGCAAACCAGUCUUAUUUUGUUGAUUUCUUUGAAAAAUGGUUAGAAAAUGAGCUUAAUGUGCUGAGAUUGAAGCAGGAAUCCACGGAGCUGCCAUGGAGCUACCCUGAGGAUGUGCACAGCCGACUCAGCGCCCAGGAGGCUUGGAAACCUGAUCUGUCAGCAAAGCUGGAGCAAAGUUACAUCUCAGAGGUGGACUUACAACUCAAAGAGCACAGAGCACUAAAGAGUGAUGUCAAGAUGCAAACAUACGCAGGCCGUAAACAUACCUUGUCCUUGGGUUACUCCGUAAAAUUCAGCCGCUAUCCGGGCCGCCUCCUUGCGGUUGCCUUUCACUAUGUAGAAGUGACUGAGGAUGGCGAGGCUGAUUUUCACAAAGAGCUUGAAACAGAACAGGGAGAGGAUGGUGAAGUAGACGUUAGAGAGCUGCUGAGCGAAGGGCCGGCUUUCUUCUACCACCGACAUCGCUGCCCAAGCCCUGCUGCUGCCGCCCUUGGUCAGAUCCAAGUCCCGAAUGUGCCUGGCUCCGGUCCAGGAUGCUGCUGGACAGCUGGUCCUGAGGAAGGAAAAUAUCAGCUGGUAACGAUGCCUCCAGCUCAAAAUAUUUAUACUGUCCGUAAAAGUGCUUCGCACCCGCCUAUUGGUCUGACAGUAUUCCGCGGGGGCCAUGGCAACACUUGCCGGUUCCCGACACUCCUGACUUUCCGUGCUGGCUGCAAAAUGACAUCCCGCCUCCCUGCUCCGAACUUCAAACUCCAGAUUUUAAAAGAAAUGAAAACACUUUCAGGGGCCCCUGAAAGUAUCGUGGCUUUAGGCGCCUUGCUUACAGUGUCUACAGGGUACAUAGGGAAAAGGCCAUGUGAGGACACAACAAGAAGGCGGCUGUCUACAAGCCAGGAAGAGAGGCCUCCCCAGAAACCAACCCUGACUGACCAUACACUGAUCUUGGACUUAAAGCCUCCAAAACUGUGAGAAAAUAAAUUUCUGUUGUUGAA
Molecule: messenger RNA, 1196 nt
Organism: Balaenoptera ricei (Rice's whale)
Lineage: Eukaryota; Metazoa; Chordata; Mammalia; Artiodactyla; Balaenopteridae
Exons: 7
Coding region: 1-1173 (390 amino acids)
Source: RefSeq, a predicted model, not a curated record